Molecule: messenger RNA, 2417 nt
Organism: Thunnus maccoyii (southern bluefin tuna)
Lineage: Eukaryota; Metazoa; Chordata; Actinopteri; Scombriformes; Scombridae
Gene: cpsf6
Product: cleavage and polyadenylation specific factor 6
Exons: 11
Coding region: 48-1805 (585 amino acids)
Biological process (GO): mRNA alternative polyadenylation
Cellular component (GO): mRNA cleavage and polyadenylation specificity factor complex
Molecular function (GO): mRNA binding
Source: RefSeq, a predicted model, not a curated record
CCGCUGUUCUGCACCGCCAGGCGGAGACAGUAACGGGUCAGAGGAAAAUGGCGGACGGUGUGGAUCACAUCGACAUCUACGCCGACGUCGAGGAGGAAUUCAACCAGGAAGCUGACUACCCGGUUCAUGAGCAGAUCGACCUGUACGAUGAUGUAAUAUCCCCAUCGGCCAAUAAUGGUGAUGCGCCAGAAGACCGUGACUACCUGGACACACUCCCUGCGCCAGGUGGCACAGAAGGAGGGAAAAGCGCCCCACCCAAUGUGGUAUACACCUACACAGGCAAAAGGAUUGCCCUAUACAUUGGAAACCUCACAUGGUGGACGACAGAUGAGGACCUGACAGAAGCAAUCCGAUCAAUAGGGAUCACAGAUGUGCUGGAGAUCAAAUUCUUUGAAAACAGAGCCAAUGGACAGUCCAAAGGGUUUGCUCUGGUGUGUGUGGGCUCAGAGGCAUCAUCCAGGAAGUUAAUGGAGCUUCUGUCAAAGAGGGAGCUCCAUGGCCAGAAUCCCAUCGUCACACCAUGCAACAAACAGUCCCUCAGCCAGUUUGAGAUGCAGUCACGCAAAAGUACCCAGUCAGGCCAGAUGUCUGGGGAAGGUAAAGCCGGUCCCCCUGGCGCUGGCCCUCGUGGAGGUUUUCCCAUGGGUAGAGGCAGAGGAAGGUUUCCUGGACCACCUGGCCCUGGAGGAGACCGCUUUCCUGGUCCCGUUGGGCCUGGAGGGCCACCACCACACUUCCCUGGCUCGGGGAUGAGACCAGAUCUGAUUAGGCACCAAGAUGGCCCUCUGAUGGAUAUGAAUUUCAGUCCCUUCCCGCCGGGGGGCAGGAACGGGAGCUGGCGUGGCAGAGGUGGGAUGCAGGGUCCCCCACGGCCCCCUCCCGGUCCACCUGGUCCACCAGGCCCUCCAGGACCUCCACCUCCUGGCCAGGGUCUUCCCCCUCCCCUUGCUGGUCCUCCAAAUCGCGGCGACAGGCCUCCUCCCCCUGUUCUCUUCCCUGGUCAGUUUGGCCAGCCACCAAUGGGACCCCUACCGCCAGGCCCCCCUCCUCCAGGUUACGGCCCUCCCCCUGGCCCCCCACCCCCCCAACAGGGCCCCCCACCCCCAGGACCAUUCCCUCCUCGUCCCCCAGGCCCCAUUGGGCCCCCCAUGGCUUUGGCUCCACCUCCUCACAUGCCAGGUCCUCCACCAGGUGGCCCACCACCAGCACCGCAUGUCAAUCCUGCCUUCUUCCCUCCACCUGGCAACAACAGCAUGCCCCCCAACGACAGCCGAGGACCCCCAGGACCAAACGACCCAUACGGACGCCCUCCACCUUAUGAGAGAGGAGACUAUGGUCCCGGAGGCCGGGAGAUGGAGGCGUCACGGACCCCUCUGAGCGAGGCCGAGUUUGAGGAGAUCAUGAACAGGAACAGAGCCAUCUCCUCCAGUGCCAUAUCUAGAGCGGUGUCUGACGCCAGCGCAGCUGACUAUGGCAGCGCUAUAGAGACCUUGGUGACAGCCAUCAGUCUGAUUAAGCAGUCCAAAGUGUCAGCAGACGACCGCUGCAAGGUCCUCAUCAGUUCUCUGCAGGACUGUCUUCACGGCAUCGAAUCAAAAAGCUACGGCUCUGCCUCCAGGCGAGAGCGUUCCAGGGAACGUGACCACAGCCGCUCAAGGGAAAAGAGCAGACGCCACAAGUCCCGCAGUCGGGAUCGGCAUGAGGACUAUUACCGAGAACGCAGCCGAGAGCGUGACCGCCAUCGUGAGAGGGACAGGGACCGAGACCGGGAAAGAGAGAGGGAGAGGGAGUACAGACACCGCUAGGCGAGAGGGGAGCUAACAAGGAUCAAGGAUGGAUGGAAAGGAGGAAGGACUUCAGUGCGCCACCACCUCCCCACCCUGCAUGACCGGACAGGAUUACAACCACAGCCGCCACCUCUUCCUCCACCCCUCCAUCUCUCCUCUCCUUCUCCACCCAUCCUUCUCUCUGUCUGUUCAUCUUGUCUGCCUGACUAAGAGCAGUGGAUGGAAGACCCUGACCCUGUGUAAGGCUAUGUUAUCCAAGCAGCUUAUACUCAUGGUAACUAAAGAUGAAAGGAAAAAGAAACUUUCCAACCAGCUCUUUUAUUUUUAUGUUUUAUUUGACAUGAAGAUGAGUAUGUGUGAUGCUUCAUUCGCAAACAAACAAUAAAAUGGCCCGCACGACCCUCAAAUAGAAGACACAAACAUUACAUCUUUUUUUUUUUUCUUUUUUCCUUGGCUCGCUGUACCGUGUACAUUCAGUUUAGAGACCAGUUUUUAUAGGGUACAUGUUUGAUGUUUUCUCCCCACCCCUCCCUCUCAUUUAUUCUUUUCAUGGUUAGUAUGUUUGUAAAUGUCUUUCUGCUUUUGAUUAAAAAUUAGAUGGUGUUGUAAUAAAAAAUGUUUACUGAGGUA